CGCACAGUUUGUUUGCGUUUUGGUACGAUUAAAAUUUUAGAAAAUUCGUGUUUUCCGCUGUAAAAAUGGACGAAAAGUGUCGAUUAUGUUUAGUGGAAAUCACAGAACAUUCCAAAUCCAUCGAGGACGCUGCUUUCCAGAAGAAGCUGGUCGGGGUUUUUAACUUCCAGAUUGUAUCGCAGCCCCCAUUGCCCGUGCUCGUCUGUGGAGAAUGCGAUUCGAAGGUGACCGAGUAUUAUGCCUUCCACGAGGAAGUAAGAGCGAAUCAAGACAAACUGUGGGUCAUCCGCGACGACUUGGAGGAGGAGGAGGAGGAGGACAAACUGGCUCCGGAAGAGGAACAGCAAGAAGGAUGUUUCGAAACGGUGAAGCUGGAAUCGGAGCUGCCUACCGAGUGUAGCACUUUCGAAGACACGGCCGAUGAAGAACUUCUUAGCGAGCAUCUGAUCGUGAAAGAGGAGCCAAUGGAGGAAGAGCACAUUCUGGACUCUGAGGUUGCUACGAGUUUCGAAGCCAACGAAAGCACCGAUCCGGAUGAAGGCAGUGCCACCGAACGGGAGGAUCCUGAGUAUGACCCGAUAUCGCCGCCGGAACCAACGAAAGAUCGGCCGCGAAGGAGCACCGUGGUGCGUAAGCUGCCCCGCAAACCGAAGCAGAAGGCCGUAAAAUCAACGGAACGCUGCACCAAGGAAGCGUUCGAAGAGCAGAACCGACGGCUGCAGGAAUUCUACACGAUGAAGUGUGAGCUGUGUGGUGAGAUGAUGGACUGUUUUACAUCACUAAAGGGCCACUACCAACGGCAGCACAAGAUUAAAGGAUACAUUAGCUGCUGCGGCCGCACGUUCCACAGCCGGUACCGGUUGCUGGAGCAUCUGUCGUACCAUGUCGGAUCGAGCAUGGUACGGUGCGAUGUGUGCAACAAGAGCUUCAGCACCCGGAGCUACCUGCAAGUGCACAAAAGUCGCGUGCAUGGGACGGAGGAAGACCGCCCGUAUAAGUGCAACCAGUGUCACCAGUCGUACACCUCCGAGUGCCACCUGAAGGCGCAUCUGGUGUCGCACGUGCGCGUGAGUUGCGACAUCUGCCAGAAGGUGCUGGCUAGCAGUCUGUCGCUGCGAGUACACAUGGUCAACAUUCACGGGAAUCGAGAGAUGCUAAUAUGCGACAGCUGCGGGAAGGAGUUCCGUACCCGGCAGGCCUUUGACCGGCACGUCAACCAGCACAUGGGCAUCGACCAAACGGAGCACGUGCAGUGUUCGCUGUGCUCCAAGUGGCUCGGUAGCAAGCGGGCCCUGAAGGUGCACAUCCAGCUGGUGCACAACGAGGCUGGCCAAACGUUCAAGUGCGAUCAGUGCCCGCACGAAAGUCCCAACAGCCGCGCUAUGGCGAACCAUAAGCAGCGCGUGCACGUUGACCUGCGGUUCGAGUGUGAUGUGUGCGGCAAACGCUUCAAACGGCAGCUCUACCUGAAGGAACACAUUGCACUGCACACCGGGAAACCGCUGUACUCCUGCGAGAUCUGUGGCGCAACCUUCAACUCGAACGCGAACAAGUAUUCGCACCGGAAAAACAAACAUCCCGUCGAAUGGGAGGCGCUCCGGAAACCGCAAAUCACGCAGGCCACCAGUGGAUGAAUAAUGGACGAUCGGUGUACAGAGGAGCCUACUGCGAACCCUCCCGGUUGCUUUAUAGCUGAAAAUAUAUUAACAUGACGAUGAUGUGAUGCU
Messenger RNA from Anopheles aquasalis, 1727 nucleotides. Its product is annotated as transcription factor grauzone-like. The record is from RefSeq and is a predicted model, not a curated record. Lineage: Eukaryota; Metazoa; Arthropoda; Insecta; Diptera; Culicidae. Gene Ontology annotation, cellular component: nucleus. Gene Ontology annotation, molecular function: DNA-binding transcription factor activity; zinc ion binding.